AUGGCGAAUCCCCCAAGCUCAUCAGGAGCUCACAGGUCACGAAAAGGCAAAGAACGGGCCGCCUCCUCCUUAACCGCCCCGACCGCCCCCACAAUCGCCGACUCAGACGCCGCCUCCCUCACCACCCAGCCCCGCCUCCUCCAAGUCACCUCCCAGUCCUCCUACUCCUCUCACCCCUCCCAGCUCUCCUCCCACGGGUCCACAACCCUCGUCGGCUCAGAAGAGCCCGUCGAAACCCUCUUACCCACCGCCUACCGCUCGCCUCCACCACCCCCCAAACCCAAAACCCCCGAAGAAAAAGAAAAAGAACAAGCAGAAAAAGAACAAGUAGCCAAAGAGGUCGCCUAUAGAGCCUACAAGGCCUCCGAACCAACCCUCGUCCAGCGCGAGCAAGAAGCCGCCCAUGCCGCCGCCCUCCGCCGCCAAGAACACGAAGCCGCCGCGGCCGCCCGCCGCGAAAAACAGCUCGCCGCCGCCGUCGCCGCCACCAUCGCAUCCGUCAAGCGCGAGCAGGAGGCGGCCGAAGCGGCCGAAGCCGCGGCAGCCGCAGAGGCUGCAACGCCGGUCAUCGAGGACGAGAAGUUCGAUGUGCGCGACUACGCCAAGCACCCGCUGACGGUGGGCGAGAAGGCGGGGCGGCGGCCGGCGCUAGUGCCGCGCAUGAAGGUGGUUGAGAGCCGUGCGGCGGCAAAAUGGCGGAUGCGGAAGAUGUUCCUGAUUGUGGUGCCGAUUGCGGUGGUGUGUGUUCUUGUAGCGACGAUCGCGCCGGCGGUGUAUUUCACGCUGCGCAAGAACCGGGAGAACGACGCGGCGAGGGUCACGACGUUUGUGGAGAGGCCGACGGUGACUGCGGGCCCGCCGGUGAGUACGACGGUGCCCGAGAUGCCCGUGAGUACGGAUGAUUCGGGGUUUGAGCUGCAGACGGGGUCGUGGCUGGUGUUUGCGAGGAAGGUUGUGGGCGCGCCCGGGGUCGUCAAUAAGCACCCGCAGUGCACGGAUUAUAAUAAUUUUGAUCUGAUGGUAAGGUAUGAGAGGGAGAGGAAGAAGUAUGGCGCGAAGCUGGGGAGCUUUGGGCUGGACUUUAAGGAUCUGAACUGCCCGGCGGGGGGAAAGGGUGUGGCCAGGGUGGUGUGGGUGCAGCAUGUCAAGGGAUGUGAGCCGGCAGAGUAUGUCACGCUGGAGAUGGAUACGAGGGAUUCGACUCUGGUGCUGGAUCAUGAGUGGAAACAGCCGGACCAUUGUGGGGGAGUCGUGGCGCAGAGUGUGGGAGCGGAGACUUUCAAGUGUAUUUGGAAGUCGAGGUAUGACGCUGGGGCGCCUGAUAACAUCUACGUUAAAGGGACUUGA
Messenger RNA from Morchella importuna, 1347 nucleotides. RefSeq lists its product as uncharacterized. The record is from RefSeq and is a predicted model, not a curated record. The coding region runs from base 1 to 1347 and encodes 448 amino acids. The transcript has 3 exons. Lineage: Eukaryota; Fungi; Ascomycota; Pezizomycetes; Pezizales; Morchellaceae.